Messenger RNA from Dovyalis caffra, 795 nucleotides. NCBI's taxonomy places the organism in Eukaryota, Viridiplantae, Streptophyta, Magnoliopsida, Malpighiales, Salicaceae. The record is from the annotation of a GenBank genome assembly.
AUGAAGCAACAAUACUCCAUCUCCUCCUGCUCAAUUUUCCUUCUUUUCCUACAUUAUACGAUUGCCUUUGCUCAGUCACCAGCUGCAGCCCCAGCGCAGGCACCAGCAGUAGUCGGAGCACAACCUCCAGCUGCAACCCCAACGCAGGUAGCUGCACCACACGGAAUCACUAACGUCACCAAAAUCCUCGAGAAGGCUGCCCACUUUACAAUCUUUAUCCGCCUUUUGAGAUCCACACAAGAGGAAAACCACCUAUUCUCUGCCCUUAAUGAUUCAAGCUCUGGUCUAACCAUCUUUGCACCAACGGAUAGCGCAUUUUCGGAACUCAAAUCGGGAAUUCUGAACACUCUAAGUGAUGGGGAUAAGUCUGAGUUAGUGAAGUUCCAUGUAGUUCCUACAUUCUUAUCGACUUCUCAGUUCCAGACCGUAAGUAAUCCUCUCGGAACUUGGGCUGGAACAGGUAAUCGGUUACCACUAAAUGUGACAAGUUAUCCAAACUCGGUGAACAUAACCACAGGACUUACCAAUACAAGUUUAUCUGGCACGGUAUACACAGACAAUCAGCUGGCAAUUUAUAAGAUUGAGAAGGUGUUACUUCCUAAGGACAUUUUUGCUUCUAAUGCUCCAGCUCCAGCACCAGUGGCACCUGCACCAGAAAAGCCUACGAAGGCAGUUCCUGCAGCUGAUGUAGAGAGUCCUGUGGCUUCUGAGGAUAUAUCUGGUGCACUCAUGUUUACACACAAUCAUGUGGUGGAAUCACUUGCUAUAGUUGCUGCUGCAAUGCUUGCUUUUUAG